AUGAACAAUCAAUACUGUUCUGCGCAUAAAACUAUACCUUACAAUCUAGUAUUUGGACAAUUACCUCACAGUGAAACUAGAUUAGCUGAUAUUUUAAUAAAUAACAACUAUGAACAGGAAGAAUUAUUUAAUAAUGAUAAUGAGUCAUAUGAUUAUUUGUCUAUUUUAGAUGAUUACUAUAAUCAGGAUAAGUUAUAUAAUCAAACUGAAUCAUUAUUAUAUAAUCGUAAUCCAAAUAAUUCUUUUGCAGAUGACUUCGAAUCUAAACUUAAUUUAGAAGAUUCUAUUAUAUCUAAUAAUAAUGAUUAUGAUUUAAAUGAUUGGAAUAAUAAUGAUUUAAUAGAUUCACUUGAUAAUAUAAUUAAUUCACAAGAAACUAUUAUAUUUAGUAGUGAUUCAGAAAGUCAAUCUUAUCAUCAUACAGCCCAAGAAAAAGAAAAUGGCGAGAAUCAUCUAUAG
Molecule: messenger RNA, 459 nt
Organism: Racocetra fulgida
Lineage: Eukaryota; Fungi; Glomeromycota; Glomeromycetes; Diversisporales; Gigasporaceae
Source: the annotation of a GenBank genome assembly